UAUAAAUCAAAUCAAAACCGUGUUUGUUUACCCUCUCAAAUUUCAAUUAUUACUAUUAUUUUUAUCUCUCUGCUCUUCAGCUUAGAAGGAAAAGCCUAAUCAGUACAGAUCUCUCUCACCCACGACACAAACACAAACACAAACACUACUUGAGAAAAGAAAACUCAACACUGGACACCAAUCCUCUUUCCAAUGCGUACGCUCUCUAACCUCACCUAUCUCAUCCUCUUUCUUUCUUUAAUCACCAAUGUCUCCGCCGCCGCCACCACCGCCGCUACUAUUAUCACCCAACAGUUCAAAGAAGCCCCGCAAUUCUACAACUCCCCAGAUUGCCCCUCACUUGAUCAUGAAUAUGAGCAAGAAUCAGAAUUAGACGGUGAUAUGUGCUCCGAUCAAUCAGUGCACGUGGCAAUGACUUUAGAUACAGCCUAUAUCCGCGGCUCCAUGGCAGCAAUUCUGUCUGUUCUUCAACAUUCAUCUUGUCCCCAAAAUACAGCUUUCCACUUCGUGGCUUCCGCCUCCGCCAACGCCACUCUCCUCCGUGCCACCAUCUCCUCCUCCUUUCCUUAUCUGAAAUUCAAAGUUUACACAUUCGACGACUCCUCAGUUUCAAGGCUUAUCUCUACUUCAAUCCGUUCAGCACUUGACUGUCCUCUGAACUACGCUCGCAGCUACUUAGCUGGAAUCCUCCCUCUAUGCGUACGUCGAGUCGUUUACCUCGACUCCGACCUGAUUCUCGUCGAUGACAUUGCUAAACUCGCCGCUACUCCUCUGGGUCCAAAUUCAGUGCUUGCAGCUCCUGAAUAUUGCAAUGCUAAUUUCACUUCUUAUUUCACACCAACUUUCUGGUCUAACCCUUCUUUAUCGCUCACAUUUGCGGAUAGAAAAGCCUGUUACUUUAACACCGGAGUUAUGGUUAUCGAUCUUGAUAGAUGGAGAGAAGGUGAUUAUACUACAAAGAUUGAGGAAUGGAUGGAGUUGCAAAAAAGAAUGAGAAUUUAUGAACUGGGUUCGUUGCCGCCAUUUUUACUCGUAUUUGCAGGGAAUAUUGUACCGGUUGAUCAUAGGUGGAAUCAACACGGGCUCGGUGGAGAUAAUUUUAGAGGCCUAUGUAGGGACCUGCAUCCAGGUCCUGUUAGUCUAUUGCAUUGGAGUGGGAAAGGGAAGCCAUGGGCUAGGCUCGACGCCAACCGGCCGUGCCCUUUGGAUGCUCUCUGGGCACCUUAUGAUCUUUUACACACUCCUUUUGCCUUGGAUUCUUGAACGUUAUUAAGGUAUAUAAACAUAUAUAUAUGUAUGUAUAUGAUCUUUACUCAAAAGUUGCUCGUAACGAGGAGAGGGAGAGAGAUCUGAAGAGAUCAUGCAUCAAGUUAUACAGAGAGAUAUAAUUUCGGUUCCAAGAAAAAGAAUUUACAGUUUCCAAGUUUAGGUACGUUGCUGUAGAUGAUCAUUAUACAGAGCUUUUGUAUUUUCUGUCUAUAUACUUGUUCUAUCCAGAAUUAAUUUUCCGUUUAAUUCUAUUAUUACUUGUAUUCAGUAGAGGAACAAAAAAAAAAUACUAUAUAUUACUGCGAAAUAAGAAAAACCCAGAAAGAGAAGUCAAAUAAGAGAUCAACAAAGAGGACUUCAUGAACUUCCUUUUGGAUGUAUGUUUAAUUGUAUCCAGUUUCAUAAAAAACCAGAGAGCUUUUUUGAAUGGUCUCUCAUGAAUCGUUCAUUUCUCUAAA
This is a messenger RNA of Ricinus communis (castor bean), 1727 nucleotides long. RefSeq names its product probable galacturonosyltransferase-like 1. Gene Ontology annotation, cellular component: Golgi apparatus. The record is from RefSeq and is a predicted model, not a curated record. Lineage: Eukaryota; Viridiplantae; Streptophyta; Magnoliopsida; Malpighiales; Euphorbiaceae. The coding region runs from base 193 to 1263 and encodes 356 amino acids. The transcript has a single exon. Gene Ontology annotation, molecular function: glycosyltransferase activity.